AUGUCAGUUCCUGCUACGCUAAACAAGAACAAUUCUGCGGUGAAACGUAUCAUGCAGGAGGCACGCGAACUUGCCAAUGACCCAAGCACAGAAUAUAGCGCUGCACCUCUGGAGGAAUGGCACUGUACUCUGCGCGGGCCUUCGGAAACGGAAUUCGAGGGUGGCCUCUAUCACUUCCGUAUCUUGCUACCCGCAGAUUAUCCCUUCCGACCGCCCAGCCUUAUGAUGCUCACCCCGAACGGUCGAUUUGAGACUGGGACAAAGAUUUGCAUCAGCUUCACUAACUAUCACGAGGAGCUGUGGCAACCGGCUUGGGGUGUUCGCACUGCCAUUAUUGGUCUCAUGGGUUUCUUCCCUUUGAAGGGGCAAGCCGCCGCUGGUGUUGGAUCCAUGGAGUCCAGCUCAUCCGAUCGCAAGAGACUGGCAGCACUUUCGCGGAAAUGGGUCUGCCCAAGCUGCAACUGCACCAACGAAGAGUGUCUUCCGGACCCCCCGGAGAAGGCAGACUCUUCUACCGCGGAGGCUUCUACAAGCGUAGCUACGACAGAACCUACCCCUGACGGCACCGUGGCGCCUCCAGACCCCACGUCAGCCCCAUCUCUCGUCCCAGCGGAGCCGAUUCUUGCGCCAGAGCCACCGCUUGCAUCGAAUAUCACUGCACCCCCACCUCAGCUCAUUGCUGAACCUGUCGCUACUCUAACAGCCAAGUCCAAAUCACCCAAAUCCGUCUCAUUCUCGUUGCCAGAGAACGCUACCCACGAUACCUCUUCAUCUCCUUCCGUUGCUGCCAGUAUGAGCAACGAUUCGACUAGAGUCACUAGUAUGACGUCCUCUGGCAGUCAACCCUCGUCCGCCGUACCGAUACCGCUCCAGGUGUCCACCAGGACAACCGUUAUAGAUGCCCAAGGUCCCAGCAGACCCCCGUUCAUACUUGACGCUGCUAUUGCUUUACUGCUCUCUGUCAUCGUCGCUAUCCUGUCGAAGAGGCUUCUCUAA
Messenger RNA from Stereum hirsutum FP-91666 SS1, 996 nucleotides. Its product is annotated as UBC-like protein. NCBI's taxonomy places the organism in Eukaryota, Fungi, Basidiomycota, Agaricomycetes, Russulales, Stereaceae. The coding region runs from base 1 to 996 and encodes 331 amino acids. The transcript has 7 exons. The record is from RefSeq and is a predicted model, not a curated record.